Molecule: messenger RNA, 2186 nt
Organism: Perca fluviatilis (European perch)
Lineage: Eukaryota; Metazoa; Chordata; Actinopteri; Perciformes; Percidae
Product: tumor necrosis factor receptor superfamily member 14-like
Exons: 9
Coding region: 75-785 (236 amino acids)
Biological process (GO): defense response to Gram-positive bacterium; immune response; apoptotic process
Cellular component (GO): external side of plasma membrane; membrane
Molecular function (GO): transmembrane signaling receptor activity; protein binding
Source: RefSeq, a predicted model, not a curated record
AUGUUAAGAAAACAUUUGACAGUUGCACCAUUGCUGAUACUUGUGCUGAGUGUCUUCAGAGGACAUACACUCACAUGUCAUCCAACAGAAUAUCUAAUGGGGAUCAAUGCUGUCAUAAGUGUCCAGCUGGAAGUCGAGUUGAAAGCGAUUGUACAGAGCGGAGAACUACUUCCUGCCUGGGUUGUGACAAAGGAACAUUUAUUAGUCAUCCUACUGAUUUUAUGAAGUGUUUGGCCUGUUUACGCUGUAUUUCAGGUUCUGGUUUAAAGAUAAAGACAGCAUGUACGACUACCUCAGAUACAGUUUGUGAACCACUGGAGGGAUUCUACUGUCUGUUCUCUCCAGGAAACAGCUGUGUGGAAGCACAGAAACACAGCAGCUGUCAACCAGGACAAUAUAUCAGCCAAAAAGGAACAGCAUUAAGGGACACUGAGUGCUCUGACUGCAGAGAUGGAACAUUUUCUGAUGGGACAUUAUUGACAUCGUGUCAGCCACACACACAAUGUCAAUCAUUGGAUCUUCAGCUGAUAAAACCAGGAACUGCUUCAACAGAUGCUGAAUGUAAAGAACAAAGUUCAGGAGCUGUGAUCUACGCCGUUGUGGGGGUUGUGAUCUUUCUCUGUUUAGUGGUCGGACUCGCAAUAGCUCUGUUGUUUUUCAAGCGGCGUCUCAAAAAGAAGAAAGACACAGGAGGAAAAAGGAAUGCAGACAAACAACAGUACGUCAAAAAGAAUAUGAAGAAAAAGCUGCAGGAUGUGAUAAUUAAACACAGAGAACGUUCAUAGGACACAUCAGAGGAAAGUUCCAUGUUUGAUAAAAUCCAGUUGGAUGCUGACACAUUGUAAGUUGUACAGAAAGGAAUCAGUCCAAGGUGAAUUUUGGACACUGUGCUCCAAAGUGAACAGCUGCUGGUCUGCAGCCUGCAUCAUAUUCUUCCAGAGAUGUUACUGGACAGAGACUAGUCAGUCUGGAAUAACAGCUUGGAGCAAGUCCCGGACUAAGUACGUAUGUAACGGCUCCAGGCUCUUCACUCAGAACGUCUGCUCCAUCUCUCUCACCUGGACAUUUUGCUGCUUGUACAGUGAGCUCUCCUUGUGUGGAACACCUUAAAGACCAACAUGUUCCCAUCCCUGUCAUUCCAAGCCACAGAUCACCCAGACAUCAUGUGUCUGAAGGCAGGUAUCAUCAGAGAGCUAACACCUGGCCCCCCUGCCCCCGCGGCCUCUUGCCUCUACUGAAGCCCCUCCUGACCAAGCUUCUGUCAGGACGGCUCUGCUCAACGCUCGCUCCCUUACCAACAAGACAUUUCUUCUCAAAGAUGGAUUUUUUUAGGGAAAAUUUGGAUUUUCGGAUCCUUACUGAAACCUGCCAGAGGAAUACCGAGUAUACGGCCAUCAUUGAACUUUGUCCUUCAGAGUGUAGCUUCAUCAGGACACUGAGGCUGUCAGGGCGUGAUGGUGGUCUGGCAGUGAUUUUUAGAAAUAGCUUUAACUAUCGGUUGGUUAGGACCGACACUGUCCCCUCAUUUGAACUCAAUAUGACUCGGAAAAAAGGAAAAUCCUGCAUUCUGCUUUUGCUACUAACGUUUCAGGGACAGAACCGACCUCACGGCCCAUCUGACCCUAUCCUGUCUGAUUUUACUGAGUUUUUAUCUUGAGUUAUGAAGUUGGACAUAGUUUUAAUUAUUAGUGGUUUUCAUGUUGAUGAUGCUUCUAAGGCUGAAUUUGAAUUUCUUGAUUUUACUGAGCUUUUCAACUUUAUACAACAUGUUUCUGGACCCACACAUUUAAUUCAUUUUAUAUAAGAAGGGGACAAUGUUACAAAUUAAUAAAACACAUGAUUAUACACUACAUGGGUUAAAAAUGCAAGAAUUGGCCAACAGGCCAACACAUAAACAAUUAGGGGCCGGUGUGUUGGAGCCAUUAAACCACUUUGUUUUGUUUGUAUAGGCUACCAUGUUGGUUAUGUCAAUUAAUGUGCAGUUUUAUGUUUGAGCACUGGGUGGAGCACUACCUUUGGGAAGGCAUAAAGGUAAUCAGCCACAGGUACACAGGUGGGUGGCAAUAGGGGAAAGCAGACAACUUUUCUCCGUGAAAAUACUAAACCAGAAAUGAAAUGGACUGUAUGCUUGUGCGACGGUAAGCAGGCCGUUACUAGAAAUAAAUGGGUCACAGCACCGAAAUGUA